UUUUUCCAUACCAAACACACCCUUAGCCCCAAUUGCCAAGAAUCACCAACCCAAACUCCUCCUUUUCUCGACUCUCAAAGCUUUUUCUCUCCUCACAAUUUUCAUAUACAGGUCCCACUCUCAUUUUAUCUUUUCUUUUUCUAUACAGUAUAAAGAUUGCUUUUUUUCCAUCCAUUGCUGAACCAAAAACCCCUCAAAGUUCUCAUCUUUAUGACUUCAGGAACUUUCUGUGGUUGAUGGAGCUGCUGAUGUUAAUAUCUUUUUCUAAUAACAAGGGGGUUAAUGACUUGAACUCGGAGUCCGAGUAAUGGGUUUGGUCAGCACACAUAAUUUAGGUAUCAAUAUUUGUUUCAAUGGCUUCAGCACCUUCUGCCAAGAGUGGAAAUCAGACAGCGGAACGGAGUUCUCGCAGGUCUUCGCCUUCCCAAGUUUCGAAAAGUAACAAAUUAGAGAUCGCAACUUCUAAAGAACGAGAAGUUGUAUCGAAACAGAUUAUGGUAGAACCAACAGUCAGCCAAAAGUCACAGAGCAAUCAGCCUAAGGGAUGUCCCAACUCACUUGCUGAUAAAUUCAGUUCUAUGGCUACUGAGGCAAAGGGCCCACAAACCAUAGCUGAUCAGGAAAGGAAGAGUUCUAUGAAGGAGAGCUCAGCAUCAGCAUCAGCCAAAGUUAGUGAUGGGGCUAGCAGUAUUGCGAAAACAAGCGGAAGUGCCAAAAUUAGUGAUCGAGCGGAUUUUCUCGAGAGUGGUAAGAACAGCAUCUGCAGGGGUAGCACGGGAACUGAUGUAAGUGAGGAGAGUACUUCUAGCAGCUUGAGCAGCAGUGUAAACAAACCUCAUAAAGCUAAUGACUCGAGAUGGGAAGCCAUCCAAGCUAUCCGAACUAAAGACGGGGCGUUGGAUUUGAGGCACUUCCGGUUGCUGAAGAAGCUGGGAAGUGGUGAUAUUGGAAGCGUGUAUCUAUCUGAGUUGUGUGGAACAAAGUGUUAUUUUGCAAUGAAAGUUAUGGACAAGGCGUCAUUAGCUAGUCGUAAGAAAUUGCUUCGUGCUCAGACAGAAAGAGAGAUAUUGCAGUCCUUGGACCAUCCGUUUCUCCCAACGUUAUAUAGCCAUUUUGAAACGGAAAAGUUUUCGUGUUUAGUGAUGGAGUUCUGCCCAGGAGGAGACCUGCAUACACUCAGACAAAGACAACCAGGGAAGCACUUUUCCGAACAAGCAGUGAAGUUCUAUGUAGCAGAAGUGCUCCUUUCUCUGGAAUACCUCCACAUGCUUGGCAUUGUCUACCGUGAUCUCAAGCCAGAAAAUGUGCUUGUCCGAGAAGAUGGACAUAUAAUGCUGUCCGAUUUCGAUCUCUCUCUUCGCUGUGCUGUGAGUCCGACACUUGUCAAGUCAGCAUCUCUUGAAUCGGAGCCGUUAAGGAAGAAUUCAGCUUACUGUGUGCAGCCAGCAUGCAUCGAGCCCUCCUGUAUUCAACCAUCCUGUGCUGUUACCACAUCAUGUUUCGGGCCCCGCCUCUUUUCCAGCAAGUCAAAGAAAGAAAAGAAACCUAAAAAUGAAAUAGGUAACCAAGUUAGCCCGUUACCGGAGCUUAUUGCUGAGCCUACUGGAGCGCGGUCAAUGUCAUUCGUCGGGACCCACGAGUACUUAGCACCCGAGAUAAUCAAAGGUGAAGGACACGGAAGUGCAGUGGACUGGUGGACCUUUGGUAUCUUUCUAUACGAGUUAUUGUUUGGCAAAACGCCCUUCAAGGGAUCAGGAAAUCGACAAACGCUUUUCAAUGUUGUGGGCCAGCCGCUGCGGUUUCCAGAAUCUCCGGUGGUUAGCUUUUCAGCACGGGAUCUUAUCCGAGGCUUGCUCGUGAAGGAGCCCCAACACCGAUUGGCAUAUAAAAGAGGAGCCACGGAAAUCAAGCAGCAUCCUUUCUUUGAAGGUGUAAAUUGGGCUUUGAUUCGUUGCGCGAGCCCGCCCGACAUCCCGAGGCCCGUGGAGUUUGAGAGAAUUUCAGUUCCAGCAGCAUCAACCAGUGAGAAAGCUGUAGCUGGAAGUGGAACUGUCCCUUACCAGAAGAAUUCAGAUAACUAUCUUGAAUUUGAUUUCUUUUAAUCUAUUUUUUAAUAUCUUUUUUCUUUUCGCUCGAGCCGAUUGGCUGUUUCGCUUUUUCACUAAAUGAAACAUACGAAGGCUGUACAACAUUUGGAAGAUGUUAUGUGAAGGUUUGGAUAGUUUGAUGAUCAUAUUAUUUGUUUGAGUUGUAAUUGAAAAGUUAAAAAUUUGUUGUAUGGCAAAACAGUACAAGUUUGAUGCUACCAA
This is a messenger RNA of Lycium ferocissimum, 2309 nucleotides long. Its product is annotated as serine/threonine-protein kinase D6PKL2-like. Bases 354 to 2102 code for a protein of 582 amino acids. Gene Ontology annotation, cellular component: nucleus; cytoplasm; plasma membrane. The record is from RefSeq and is a predicted model, not a curated record. Gene Ontology annotation, biological process: protein phosphorylation. Gene Ontology annotation, molecular function: ATP binding; protein serine/threonine kinase activity. The transcript is spliced from 3 exons. NCBI's taxonomy places the organism in Eukaryota, Viridiplantae, Streptophyta, Magnoliopsida, Solanales, Solanaceae.